CGUUCUUUACGUGAAUUUCCAUUUACUUUUGAAGUAAGUAUUAAAUAAAUUAAGUGUUAUGGAAUAUUUCAACGUUAAUGAGGAGAAAUGAAUUAGAGAGGAUAACGAACGCGCACAACCAGUUCACACAAAAUACAAAGAAGCACGUAUGAUCCCCAGCAAGCAUCGCCGGCAGAAACGAUUGCCACGAAUACCUUCAACUCCAUUUGAUCUUAACACCCACAACAGUGUUAUUGCGCAAAAUGGCAAAAUUUCCAUACGACACAACGGAAACAUUCCCGGCUCAAGUCUUUCCCCGCGUUAUUUUUUAUGGCACAAUAUAAUGGGUAAAAGCGCUCGUCCGGGAUUACUUAAAUGCAACCUUCAACAACAUGUAAUCGAAAAGAGGAUGAAGUACUUGCGGAUCAGUUGGCGGCAACAAAUACCAUUUACCUCAUCAUUAGCAUCAGGAGUCCAUAGCAUGGACAUGGAUCCGGUUGACAACCGAUACUUGUUAUGUGGUGCAUCUCGUGGUGAAAUAUCUAUAGUGGAUUUGGAAAGGCCGCCCUCAGCUGAGAGUCGGAGUCGGUUGGAACAUACCGUUAUCCCUUGCCGCGCAGCGUGUUUGCAUGGAUCUUUGAUAACAUGCUGUCAGUGGUAUCCCCAAGACACAAGCACAUUUAUAUCUUCAGAUAAAGUUGGAAAAGUGAAGCUGUGGGACGCUAAUAAAACUCAAGUCGUAGAUGAAUAUUUCUUUGAUAAUGAAAUAACGGAAAUGCAUUGGUGUAAUGCUUUCAUACGAAAUCCACUGAUAGCCGUGGCAAAUUUAACCUCAAAUAUCAUUCUUAUUGAUCCCAGAGUUGGUGACUCUUCCCAUAAUUUGAGGUGGCCAGAUGAGCGGGUUUCAUCGGUGAGAUGGUCUCUAGAGGGCGGAAACAUUUUAACUACUGGCUCUGUCCGUGGGAACAUUGUGGUUUGGGACGUCAGAAGUUCGAGGAGCCAAUUAAUGACUGUGACGCCUUCUAGUCGAUUUUCUUGUCACUGUAAAGAUUCUGGUGCUGAAUGUAUUAGCGGUUUGAGGUUUUCAAAAGAUGGUUUGUACCUGGUUUCAUUGUCACUGAAUCAUACUUAUACUGUCUGGAGAGCUCAUACGAUGGAAAUAAUAAACCAUGUUUGGUUGCCUCAGGAAUAUACUACUAAAAUCGCUCCAUCUAUUCGUUUCGAUAUCUGUUCGGAUGAUGGAGUGUUACGAACUUGCACGCCUGUGGGUAACGAGGUUCUUAUUUUAACUCUGGAUAAAAAGGAUCAAGAAAACUUUCGCGUCCUUCUUGUGGGUCAUUUUCAACAAGUCAACGCAUGUGUAUAUCGCCAAAAGUACAAUGAGAUUAUCAGUUCGGGAAAUGACCGUAUGAUACACAUUUGGAGUCCAGAUAUGGAUGAGCAGCUUCCAGAUCAAAAGCUAGAAAAAGUUUCAAGAUUACAAGAAGACCACUGGAGCGAUGAAGAAGGGGUACCAGAACCCAAUCAUGUUUAACGAAUAGUCGUUGUUAUUUUUUCAGAAAUUUCUUCAUUUUGUACAUCCAGCAGUGUUUUUACUGUAAAAAUCCAUCACGAAGUCACGUAUCUAAGAUCCGAUAUGUUCGGUAAAUAGAGUCAUUCAGUACUUUUCUGACCUUUUAAUUUUUAAUAUGUUGC
This is a messenger RNA of Loa loa (African eye worm), 1674 nucleotides long. RefSeq lists its product as hypothetical. Gene Ontology annotation, molecular function: protein binding. Gene Ontology annotation, biological process: protein polyubiquitination; transcription-coupled nucleotide-excision repair; proteasome-mediated ubiquitin-dependent protein catabolic process. The record is from RefSeq and is a predicted model, not a curated record. Bases 149 to 1513 code for a protein of 454 amino acids. Gene Ontology annotation, cellular component: nucleotide-excision repair complex; Cul4A-RING E3 ubiquitin ligase complex. Lineage: Eukaryota; Metazoa; Nematoda; Chromadorea; Rhabditida; Onchocercidae. The transcript has 11 exons.